AUGUCAGAUGGGGUAUCCUUGGAGUUCUACAUCACUGUAACCCUGGGAACGCCAGGACAAAUUGUUAAUCUCCUUUUGGACACCGAUUUCGGACAAAUUUGCGACAAAAAUUGGUGCGUCUACGAAGCCUCUUACGGCAGCGGUAGUUCCAAAGGCUCCGUAGCAACUGAAAAGUUAAUCAUAAUGAACGGCCGUUCUGCUACAUUUGUCAAAAACCCUUACAGUUUUGGAUGUGGCUUCAACAAUUCGGCCGACUUUAAUGGAAUAACUGGUUUCCUGGGUCUCGAUCGAAAUCCAUCAUCCUUCAUAUCACAAACUUCACAAAAAUACUUUUCUUACUGCUAUCCCUCGUCUUAUGGUUCCACAGGAUACAUAACCUUCGGCAAAACUCCUGAUGAUAAAAGAUACAAAUUCGUCAAGUUCACCCCAAUACCCACUUCUCCAAAACAUUCUCAGUCUUGCGAUAUCAUGGUAACCGGAAUGGCCAUCGCCGGAAAAAGGCUACCCGCAACUAGUUCAGAGUAUAGUAAAUCAGGAGCAAUUAUUGAUUCAGGAACGAGCGUUACAUUGUUGCCACCGUCUGUGUAUGCGGCCCUGAGAUCAGCUUUCCGUAAGAAAAUGUCAAAAUAUCAGAUGAUAAAACCAGGGAGCCCGGAUGAUUUUGAUACUUGUUAUGAUUUUAGCCAGUAUGAUAAAGUUGUAACACCAAAGAUUUCUUCCUUCUUCGAAGGCAGGGUGAAAUUGGAAGUGGAUGUUAAGGGAAUUGUGCUUGUUGCUAAAAAGGAUUUAAGCCAAGUGUCUAAGAGGAAUCGAGGUGCACCAUGA
Mangifera indica (mango) is the source of this 825-nucleotide messenger RNA. RefSeq names its product aspartyl protease family protein At5g10770-like. The coding region runs from base 1 to 825 and encodes 274 amino acids. Gene Ontology annotation, biological process: proteolysis. The transcript is spliced from 3 exons. The record is from RefSeq and is a predicted model, not a curated record. Gene Ontology annotation, molecular function: aspartic-type endopeptidase activity. Lineage: Eukaryota; Viridiplantae; Streptophyta; Magnoliopsida; Sapindales; Anacardiaceae.